This is a messenger RNA of Abrus precatorius (Indian licorice), 1496 nucleotides long. RefSeq lists its product as uncharacterized. Bases 425 to 1249 code for a protein of 274 amino acids. The record is from RefSeq and is a predicted model, not a curated record. NCBI's taxonomy places the organism in Eukaryota, Viridiplantae, Streptophyta, Magnoliopsida, Fabales, Fabaceae. The transcript has a single exon.
UUUCUCUGGUAAAAGCGUAAAAGAGAAACAAAAAGCUGAGGACCUCCCCAAACUUUGCAAACAUGCAAAUUCACCACCACCCGCUUUUGCAGCUCUUCCCUCAAUCACCACUCCCCAAUGCCUAAACUUUAAGCAACCAUCUCUCUAUCCACCAAUCCAUCCCCAACAACAAAAUUAGAAACAAACCCCAAUUCCUCCAUUCCUCCAAAAAUCCAAAAAAAUAAAAAUAAAAAAUAAGAAAAGGAAUUCCCACCCUAUUCUCAUACCCAUUUCCAUUUCCAUUUCCAACACCCCAUCUCAAAACAACCCCAUUUUCCCCAUCAAAAUCCCUCCUUUCUCCAAACCCACAUCCUAAUUCCCUCAAAUCAAAGUGAAGAAAACUGAACCCACCAAAAGAGAAUCAGAUUGUAGCUUCCCACCUUCAAUGUGGCGACCGUGGGGUAAAUCAACGGUUAGAAUUCAUAGCGCAUCUUCAUCACCCUCUUCCACAUUCUCUUGUUCAUCGUUCAAAGACAUUCAAAGUCUUUGCCUUGACGAACCCCCACAACAACCACAGCACCACCCUUCACCUUCCCUCUCAAGAAAACCCUCCGUUUUCCACCGAGUCCGACUCGCCAACUCGCUCCUCCGAACCUGGUCAACUCACCUCCAUCUCCACCCCCAACACCAACCCCAGCCUCCCAAAUUACCCAGAACCCUCUCCACACCCGAAUCCGAACCUCUAGCCGAACCAGCACCCGAUGACUCAAAGAGCGACCCUUCGCCUCCGAUUUAUUUUCCUGGCGCGGAACAGCGCGUGGUGGUCUACUUCACCAGCCUGCGCGUGGUGAGGCCCACGUUCGAGGCCUGCAAGAGCGUGCUCUCCAUUCUGCGCGGGUUCCGGGUUCAAAUAGACGAGCGUGACGUGUCCAUGGACUCGGGCUUUCUCACCGAGCUGGGCCGGAUCAUGGGCCGGGCCGGGCCCAGCCUCCCCCGCGUUUUUAUUGGUGGUCGGUACGUUGGUGGGGCCGAGGAGGUGAGGCAACUGCACGAGGUUGGCGAGCUCAAGAAGCUCCUCGAAGACCUGCCCGCAGUGGAUCCCAACGAAUGCCACGUGUGCGCGGGUCACAGGUUCGUCCUGUGCGACGAGUGUAACGGUAGCAGGAAAGUCUACACCGACAAGUCUGGCUUCAAAACGUGUAAUACAUGCAACGAAAACGGUCUUGUUAAGUGCCCCUCUUGUCUUGCUUCCGCACCCCUUUUUUCAUGAAAUCCAUUUCAAUCCAUUAUUUUUUAUAUAUAAAUUGUUUAGUCUUUUUUUUUGGAUACUGAGUUUUUGUAGUUUUUUGUGGGCUUUAAGAAUAUGUAUAGGCCCACCAUCUGGGGGAUCGUAGAUAGAUACAAUGUGUGCAGUAUCUCCAUCUCCAUCUCUAUCUCCCUAUGGAAGGGCAAUAUUUUCAAGACCAUUUAUUAGCUGACUUGUUUUUUUCACUCAAUCACAUUGUACUCUUUUUUGA